Messenger RNA from Poecilia latipinna (sailfin molly), 1016 nucleotides. RefSeq names its product synaptogyrin 2b (gene syngr2b). Gene Ontology annotation, cellular component: synaptic vesicle membrane; neuromuscular junction. The transcript has 4 exons. The coding region runs from base 162 to 890 and encodes 242 amino acids. The record is from RefSeq and is a predicted model, not a curated record. Lineage: Eukaryota; Metazoa; Chordata; Actinopteri; Cyprinodontiformes; Poeciliidae.
CGCCCCUCUCCGCGCUGCUCCCCUCCUCCUGGUGCGGCUCUCACUUCAGAGAAACGCUCUCAGGAGGUGGCAGCACUUUUUUAUUUUUUAGCUUUGGUUCAUCUAAGCCCUGAGGCUCUCUUCUCUUGUCCGGGGGAUCGGCUCCACUCCCAGGGUCAGACAUGGCGGAGAACGGAGGUGCGAGUGCGUACGGAGCCGCUCUGGCGGGAGGAGGCUUCGAUUUCUACAAGUUCAUCCGACAGCCGCAAACAAUCGUGCGGGUCCUCAGCUGGGUGUUUGCCCUGGUGGUGUUCGCCUGCAUCACCACGGAGGGGUACGUCAACCCUCCCAGCAGCGCCCAGGCAAAGUGCAUCUUCAACCAGAGCGACUCUGCGUGUCAGUAUGCCGUGGGAAUCGGGGUGAUAGCCUUCCUGGCCUGCGUGGGCUUUCUCAUGCUGGACGUUUACAUUCCCUUUAUGAGCAACGCCCAGGACAGGAAGUACAUCGUCAUGGCGGACCUUGGAUUCUCAGGGGCGUGGACCUUCCUGUGGUUCGUGUGUUUCUGCGUUUUGACCAGUCAGUGGUCUCACACUCUUGAUGUCAUUGCGUUCCCUGAGGACGCUGCGCGCGCCACCAUUGCCUUCUCGUUCUUCUCCAUCGCCACAUGGGGAAUCCUGACCUACUUCGCCCUGGGCCGUUUCCGUCGGGGCGUGGACGACGUCAGCAUUCCCACCUACACGGAGACGGCCCCGGAAAUCCACACCCCGUACCCCCCCACCUACGCUCCCACCACCUACACCCCCACCACCUACACAUACCCCAGCAACGUGCCCGAGUCCCAGAAGCAGCCCCCCUUCACCUCAAACCUCCCGCCGCAGAGCGACACCAGCUACCUGCCGCCCAAAUACUGACGCAGUGGAGGGGGUUGUGGGGGAAGGGGGUCUUGACGGACGACGCGGCGCUGCUGAGCGGCAGAGCUCUAUCGUAUCGAUGCGGUUUUACAUUCAAGUCAACACACUGUUCAAAGAGUCCGGGGA